Molecule: messenger RNA, 698 nt
Organism: Thalassophryne amazonica
Lineage: Eukaryota; Metazoa; Chordata; Actinopteri; Batrachoidiformes; Batrachoididae
Product: phosphoribosyl pyrophosphate synthase-associated protein 2-like
Exons: 6
Coding region: 168-698 (176 amino acids)
Biological process (GO): purine nucleotide biosynthetic process; 5-phosphoribose 1-diphosphate biosynthetic process
Cellular component (GO): cytoplasm; ribose phosphate diphosphokinase complex
Molecular function (GO): magnesium ion binding; ribose phosphate diphosphokinase activity
Source: RefSeq, a predicted model, not a curated record
AUCUGAGCGUCGUAGGGGCACUGUAGUGUAGGAGCCGAGAGUAGCUGGAGGCUGCUGGUAAUCAGUCUUGUCCACGACCACGCAAACUGGAAGGUCUCAGUAUAGCGUGGGUGCCCAGGGAUCCACUGCCCGAGCGUGACGAGAGCAGCAGCCAAGACCCCGGAGACAUGAACCACACCAAGGGAGGCCUGGUGAUCUUCACUGCCAACUCGCACCCCUCCAGUCGUGAGCUUGGCAAGAGGAUUGCUGAGCGGUUAGGAGUGGAGCUUGGCAAAGUGCAGGUGUACCAGGAAGCUAACAGAGAAACACGGGUACAGAUCCAGGAGUCUGUGCGAGGCAAAGAUGUCUUUGUGAUCCAGACGGUGUCCAAAGAUGUGAACACCACCAUCAUGGAGAUGCUCAUCAUGGUUUAUGCAUGCAGGACGUCUUGUGCCAAAAGUAUCACAGGCGUCCUCCCAUAUUUUCCCUACAGCAAGCAGUGUAAGAUGAGGAAGAGAGGCUCCAUAGUCUCCAAGCUCAUCGCCUCUAUGAUGUGUAAAGCCGGCCUUACCCACCUGAUCACCAUGGAUCUCCAUCAGAAGGAGAUUCAGGGAUUCUUCAACAUCCCAGUGGACAAUCUGAGAGCAUCGCCCUUCCUGCUGCAGUACAUACAGGAAGAGGUAAGAAAAAGAAAACACAUACAAAGUAGCUCGUGCUAA